AAGGCGAAAUACUUGAACCUCGCUCAAGAAAUAAUUAGGACUCCCUCUGAAGGUUAAAGUAGAAUCAGUCGUGCGGAAAUAUCUCGCCUGGAAGGCGAGUAAUCCGCUCCGAGAAUCAUGAUUGCCGACCCCUUCUAAUGCCGAGUCGUAACUGCGCCACUGUUUUCACAUUUGAGGAAUAUUGGACGUGCUAAAUAGGAACCGUGCAUUACCUGACAGCGCGCAACCACCAGUCGAGUGGUUCAUUCGUCUCGUGGCGUCGCCGUGCUCCAAUACGUCAGUCUAUGUUUGCUCGGCCGUCAGCGAAGACGACGAGCGACGCAACGUGAACUACGAAAACACGUUUUGCAAGUGCCACGGAAAAAACAAGAUCACCUCUCAAAUCACGAACAAAUUCAUGCAGAAUUUGACGCGGUGACGUUGGAAAAAUAAAGCAGUGAUGUAGUUCAGAUUUUAUCGUACCAGGUAAUCGAGUGUAAUAAAGUGUGCAAAUUUAUUUCGCAUGAGACCGGUAGAAUAAGGCUAGAAGUUUAUUGCGCGAAGGAUCAGAAGUCAAGAUGAUAACGGUACCAAUAUCAGCCUCCAGUCCCUACAGAUCUUACAGCGACGGCAAUAAGGUCGCUAAGGAGCCCUUGGUCAGGGCAGCGGAAGAUCAUCUUUUGCCGAAUGCACAAAUUUGUAAAGAGUCCUUGAAAGACAUGAAGGAACAUUCGGCAGCCCAACGAAUGGAGAGAGAUAAGGACUUGCCACAGCGGUCGCAGAGCAGCGCGGCUAGCUUAAUUUCUAUAGGUGCCGAUAUAUCUCCGAGUUCUUCCCAAUUCUUUGAAGUAUUCUAUAUUGGCAAAAUCAAAGUAUCGAGUCCAAAAGUACCAGAAUCAUUCAUUGACGAUGCCUUGAUAAAGUUUCGCGUUCAUGGACUUGAAAAAUCGAGAUCUUCAACAAGUAAUCUUCUGUCAGAUUGCCAGCGGUUGAAACGUCAAGCUUUGAUGUCUUCCAUUAAUAGGAGAAACAGUACGGAAUCUACCGCCAGUGAAUCAGGCAGUAUUGAGAACGUGUCAGGAAAUAGUAUAAUUCCAAGCGUGAAUCCGCUUGGAAUACCGCCAGUCUUAAGUAGCUCCGUGGAGACUUUUCCAAGAACAACUACCAACCCUGCAGAAAACGAUGGUCGUGAUGGGAAUCGGACAUCCGAAUCUUCCGCUACUUCUAAUAUCACUGUACCUGAAAUUAUGCGAAAUCGCGCGGCAUCUACUGGCAGUGUUUUAAGCGGCAGAAGAGAUUCUACUAUUAAAGGAAACGAUGAUCACAAUCGCACUAUGGUUUUUCAGGUAGGGCGAUUUGAUCUGAGAUUGAUUAGCCCUGACAGAAAGCAGAUUCUUCUGCAUAAACAAUUAAAAGACGUAGCCAGUUGCGCACAAGGCAUAAAAAACCCUGAGCACUUUGGAUUUAUUUGCAAAGAAUCGGAAUAUUUCAUCGGAUAUGUCUUCAAAUGCCAAUCCGGAUCAGUCGCCGAUGACCUUGUUGCAGCAAUUAGUCAAGCUUUUCUUACGACUUGCGAUGUUGUAAGAAAGGAGAGGUAUCCUGUAUUUUCUUGCGAUCACUGUCCUAUGUAUUGGUAUAAUAAAUUAUGCCAAGAAAUUGAAGGGCAAAACGAUAGAAGAGUUCAAAGUAUUAUCUUUUCCCGUAUGGAGUUAUUACCGGAGGAUGAGCAGGAAAUCGUUGUGAGCAAGUAUAAGGGCGCCGAGGCUGCGGGUAACAUUGGCGUAAGUUCCUCAAGUUUACGAGAGCAAAAUCAAUUCUUAAUGCGACUAUUGCGUGCUCAUUGCGAGUCGAAACAAGCUAGACAUGUACAUGAUACGGCUGAAAAUAGGAGUGAAUUUCUUAAUCAAUAUCUAAGCGUCGGUGUUGGUAGCACGAUAUUUAUGAAAGCAAAACGCUCUCUUACAAAUAGUUUUGAUAAUCUCAUGAAAAGAAAAGGUUCGCGUGAUGAUUUCGGUCUGGGCCCGCAACUGAGAGACACGAACCAUCUGAGUACGGGGAUACAAAAGUAUGGUAGUCAGAGUCCAGAUAAUUCGCGACAAUCAUCUAUAUUGGAUAUUUCACCGGAAUCCAGUAGACCAAGAUCAUUGCGUGUUUCGCCUGAACAGCAAAUUGUAAAUAACGGACCAAAGAGUUCCAUGAUGGAUAUCUUUUUAAAAGUUGGUAACUCACCUAAAACAUCCCCCACGGAGACCGACGGGAAUAGCACAAUACAAGCCAAUAGUUCGUGGCGGCAAACGAUACUAAACAGAGUUGUGACGCCGAAUAAAGAUCAUAAUGCUACGGAAAUUGAAAAAAUCAAUAUCCUAAAAAAUUCGGAAACGCCCGUUAAACGUAGAUCAAAACAAGAAUUGCGAGAUUUGUGGAAGAAAGCGAUCAAUCAGCAACUAAUACUUAUAAGAAUGGAAAAAGAAAACGCAAAACUUAGAGAACGUCAAGAGGAGGCAACAGUAAAAAGGAUUAAACUCGAAUACGACGAGCUUAGUAGCUGCGCGCGUGAAGUAAUAGAAGUUUGGGACCUUCUUGUUAGUAAAGAAUCGCGAGUCUCUACUAAAUGUGAUAAUCAAAUGCUUUUACAUGCUAUUAAGCAAGGUGUACCAAAAGGAAAAAGAGGUGAGGUGUGGCAGUUUCUAGCCGAGCAAUUCUGCUUAAAACAACCACCUAUAGAUACUCAAGAUUUUCCAAAUUACAACACACCGUAUGAACUUCUCCUUAAGCAACUCACAUCUCAACAACAUGCUAUCCUUAUUGAUUUAGGAAGAACUUUUCCGAGUCAUCCGUAUUUUAGUUCACCCUUGGGACCUGGUCAAUUAGCACUCUUUAAUUUAUUGAAGGCCUACUCCUUGCUAGAUCAUGAAGUUGGUUAUUGUCAAGGCCUCAGUUUUGUCGCCGGAGUGCUUCUAUUGCAUAUGGCGGAGGAUCAAGCCUUUUUCUUAUUACGGCAUCUAAUGUUUCGUCGAGGACUUAGAAAAUUAUACUUGCCAGAUAUGGCAGCAUUGCAAUUACACUUAUAUCAACUCUCUAGACUGUUACACGAUCGCUUGCCAAGUAUUUACAAUCAUUUCGAUAAACAUGAAGUUUCACCUACUUUAUAUGCUGCUCCGUGGUUAUUGACGCUGUUUUCUAGCCAAUUUCCUUUAGGUUUUGUAACCAGAGUUUUUGAUUUACUUUUUCUGGAAAGCUCCGAAGUUCUUUUCCGUGUAUCGGUCGCAUUAUUAGAAGAACACCAAGAUCAAUUGCUAUGUUGCGAUAGCUUUGAAGAAAUUAUGGAAUAUCUCAAGACACGUGUGCCGGCAAUAGACAAACAAAGUUUAGAUCGCAUAAUGAAACGUGUAUUUUAUCCUGACUUGGAAAUCACAAAACAGUUGAACGAAUACAGAGUAGAAUACCAAGUGCUUCAAGAGGAAAUGAUAUCGGUGAAGCCACAAAUGGAGAAUUUGGAGAAAUUCAAAUUAAGAAAUAAGCAACUCACGCAAGAAUUUACACAGCUUAGCGAGCAACUUGAGAUUACUAUGAGCAACUUACAUAGGCUCGAAACAGCGCGUUCAAUGCAACAAACUACUAUCCAUAGACUUGAGUCUCAAAAUCGCAGCCUUGAAGUAACAGUGUCUACAUUGGGUGCGUUUAUUCAGCAAUUAGCGGAUACACGUGCUGAUAUCGAAGUCCCGGGCGAAGUUCGUAGAAUAAUCGCACAGCUUAGUAUGGUCGAAAAACGACGAAAUACUAGUACCAAAUCAUAUCCUUUAAAAGUCAUCGAAGACAACAAGCACGGAAUGAUAAAAAGUAAUUCAACUGGAAGAGAAUCUCAAAAUCUUUUAAGGAAUAACAGCAUGGAUACACCGUACCCAUUGAAGUCCACUCUAAGCCAACCCAACUUAGCAACGAAAUUAGAGAAAGUCUCUUCGUUCUUUUCGAACUCACACAAUCACAUACAAAAACAACGCGCGCAAUUAGCAGCUCUUAGAAAUGAGUAUUCUGAACAAGUAAGAAAUAAUGACGAGAAUGAUCCUAAGACAGUCAACAUCGACAUUCAAAUUACGGAUACUAUGAAUCUGGCAAACAAUCCGGUUCCACAAAACGAAAACAAUUUAAAAGUUCCAGCUACCAAUUUAGAGAAAUCGAUAUCGUUACCACUGAAACUCAAAUUGAAAUCGUCGAAGUCAGCAUACGAAUUAAGUUCUGUGAGAAAGGUUCCCACUAGUAAGCUCGAAGUUACGAGUAAUGAUUCAUUAACAAAUUUGACAGGAACAAUACACCCACUCGAUACUUGUAGCGAUGUGAAUUUCCGGUUUAGUGGAACCACGAAACUAAAAUCUAUCAAACCUGUGAAAUCUAGUCAGAGUUGCCAGGAAGAUAGUAGUAACAAACAAAAGCCAGAACAAAUCUCCGAUCCUUUAAACAGAUAACAGUUACUUUCAAAUGCAUCUUCAAAGAGCAUCUUAUCGAAAAGAAUUUUCAUAAAAAAUAUAUAUUUAAAACGAUACUGGUGAUGAGUAGCUUAAAUUAAAGGUUGCAUCUUUAUAUUUGAUUAGUUUUGUGAUUUCCGCGCCAUAAAUUAGCCAAUUUUGAACGGAGAAGUUUCAAAACUGGCUAAUUUAUAUAAUGACAGAGGGAAGGAAAAAUAAUUCUUUUUUAUUCUUAUUCAGAUCUAAUGUGUUUGGCAACACAUUACAACUUAUGAAAGUGAAAUGUUCUGAAACUAUAUUGAACAUUUUUGAAAAUCUCACGUACAGAUAUAUAGUCGAUUGAAAAUCUACUAUCUUCAAAUGAACAUUUAAAACUAUAUAUAAAGACGUAUUAAGUAUUCAGAAAAUGAGAUAGAUAUCAAAAUAAGGUACUAAAGCAUACAUAUAUACAACCAGUUUCAGAUUGCCAAAGGAAGUGCCAAACUUUCUCUCUCUGUGUUAGAAUAUUUUAUAAUAAGACAAAAACGAUUUUAGUUA
This is a messenger RNA of Mycetomoellerius zeteki, 4979 nucleotides long. RefSeq names its product PTB_TBC1D1_like and TBC domain-containing protein plx (gene plx). Lineage: Eukaryota; Metazoa; Arthropoda; Insecta; Hymenoptera; Formicidae. The coding region runs from base 558 to 4442 and encodes 1294 amino acids. The transcript is spliced from 16 exons. The record is from RefSeq and is a predicted model, not a curated record.